GCCAGGCAUUCCCUUGACUGCUCCUGCCUUCCACCCACACGUACAGAUCUUACAAGGAGGGACAGCCAGCCUCAGAGCCCUUGUUUUACACACACAUACUCACACACUUGGUAUUCAGAGAGUUUGACAGCAUGUUCACACAUAGAUAGAAGAACACACGUGCCUGGAUUCUUAUACAUACAAAGUCUGGAGUGUAGUUGUUUUAAUUGCAUGCACAUACUGAAGGAACUGCAUACCAAUGUGCAUAUUAGAUAUUUAAAUACACUUUGCUGCACUGUCCUGUACUGGCCUGUAAGACUGCUCAGUUAUUUAGAACCUCUCUGGACACAAACCCUGGAGCCGGCUAUUCCACGAUUAGUGUUUCGGUUGGUCUGCCACCCCAGCUCUAUUUAAACUCGAAGGACGAAAGCAAACCUGUUGCAAAUACCUGAAGACCAACAAGAACUCUGAAUUCUCAGCACCCAGCAUUUCAAGUGAGGUAUGGGGAGCCUGGAGCCAGGACUGAACACGACUGCCUUACACCCAAGCAGAACUGGCUUUCAAGAAAGCUCCCUCGCCCUGGAGAAACAGGACCACGAGCCCAAAGGCGGUGCUGGCUGGGAGCUGGUGGACAGGACGUCAAUCCGGGACCCAACCCACACCCCUGAGCGUGGCCCGCCUAGCGUCUACCUCUCCUGCUUUGACAUGCUCUUCACGGAGGACAGCGGCUGGACGCUGAAGGUCCCAGAAGGAGCACACGUCACCCCCAUGCGGCUCGAGCAACGCAAGGAGCCUGAGCAGUGCCCGCUCAUCGACAGCCAGGGCCUCUGCCUCAGCCCGGAGAUGGACUACCAGAUAGAGGACCGCUCCCUGGAGCAGGUCCAGACGAUGGUGGUGGGAGAGGUUCUGAAAGACAUCGAGAUGGCCUGCAAACUGCUCAACAUCCCUCCAGAUCCCAUGGACUGGACCCCCGGCAAUGUGCAGAAGUGGGUUCUGUGGACGGAGCACCUGUACCGCCUGCCUCAGGUGGGAAAGUCUUUCCAGGAGCUCAGCGGUAAGAACCUGUGUGCAAUGACGGAGGAGGAGUUCCGGCACAGAUCACCGCUGUGGGGGGAUGUGCUCUAUGCACACCUUGACAUCUGGAAGUCAGCUGCUUGGAUGAAGGAAAGAAGCUCCCCAGAGGUCAACAAAUUCAUUGGAAGCGACGAGGUGUGGUCGGUGACGGAGGCGGACUCUUCCAGUUCGGGCCAGCCAAUCCACUUGUGGCAGUUCCUGAAGGAGCUGCUGCUGAAGCCACACAAGUACGGACGCUGCAUCAGCUGGCUGAACAAGGAGAAAGGUAUCUUCAAGAUCGAAGACUCCGCUCACGUGGCACGGCUGUGGGGCAUCAGAAAGAACCGGCCCGCCAUGAACUAUGACAAGCUGAGCCGAUCCAUCCGGCAAUACUACAAGAAGGGUAUCAUUCGCAAGCCCGACGUCUCCCAGAGACUGGUCUACCAGUUCGUCCAGCCAGUGUGAACAGGGGAAGGUGGAGACAGGGGAGGGACAGUCCUAGACCAGAAGGAACCACUCAAACUAAGCCCUGAGACACUGGUGGGGGCUCAAGCACUGCUUUUUGAGACUGGUUAAACUGGUGUCCUGCUAUGAAGUGACGGCUGGACUGACCAAGAAGCUCUGAAGUUGUUCAACAAAAUUCAAAAAUAAAAAUUGAAAAACUGAAGUAAAACUUUCUAAAAGCUGGAAGAAUGGUGGAGGACAUUUUAAGUCUAUUUUAAAUAUAACCUAAUAACGUUAUUGUUAUUAUUAUUAUUACUAUGGUUAUUGUUGUUAUUUUUAUUGCUCUGGAAAUGAAGUCUCGAGUCUCAUGUUAAAUGGAGACGCGCUUCUAUGAAAGAAGAGAUGUGAAGGAAUGUAGAAUGAACUCGUCACUGCCCAUCCUAAGCUGCGUUGCUGUUAGCGUAUCCUGUCUGCUUCUGUGCUUAAUAUAUUGUUUUAUAUUCUAUUAAGAGAACUCGUAAAAGGUUUGGGGACUGAUAGACACUGAUACAGUGUGGUUAAGGCACACAGCUAUACUGCACUAUGCAAGAUUCCAUGCAAAACUAAGCCACAAUGCUAUCAAUCUCCCUGAUACCACAGCUCACGACACCUCCCUUGGAGCUUUCCCUAAAUAACCCUGGGUCUGUCCCACUGCCAAUAUUGCCAUCUGUGCCAACCUUUGAAAAGGUAGCUAUGCCCCCAAACUCACUGAUCUUCCAAACAAGGCCUCCAGACAUGAAGUCCUAGCGCCCCCUAGCUUCAGAAAGUCAUACUACACUGCAGCACAUACAUCUGUGGUAGCGUCCAACCUGCUGCAUCGUGAGAGGGAGCUGGGCUGUCUCUACUGUGCUCAGCUAUAGAGGUAGCGCUGGCUUCAUCCCAAGUACAACACCGGAAUUCAUUUCAUGCACUUUAUUCAGACGAAAGCAAACUUACAGUACUGUUUUCAAAGUCAGUUUUUUAAAGCAUAAAAAAGUUUUUACUGGCUAGGGUUUUUAAAAAGCUUCAUGGACUUUCUAAUUUCAGUAUGAGAGUGUGGUUCUUGGUCAAGCUUACCUGGGAUGUUGGGUAUGGUUUGCUUGUUAAAUCCUCGCUUAUCACACCUUUAAGUGCACUUAAAAGCCUUUUUAAUUUGGCUGUAUUCAUAAAACAUUGCAAUACCUACAAGCACCACUUUCAAAUAAACCAACCAAAACAUGCCAUGCUGCAGAUAUGCUCCAUUCAGUUACCGUUUGCUAUUUAAAAUGAGGAAUGUCUUCUCUGGCAUUAGUAAAAUGCUGCUAUAUUGAGUAGAUAAGAUUCAUUCAUUAAAACAUGUGUGAAAUAAUAUCCACACUUCCCUUUUCUAGCAUCCAUUUGAAAUCCAGUUUGAAUAUGAAAACGAUUCUGAAGGAACUGGUUUUGCAUCAACACUUAUAACUUAUCAAGCACUCUUGUUUCAGAGGUCAAAUAGUUACAUUUAGGCCCUGUCUUAUUUUAGUGCCUUCUAAAAAUAUCCCAUGUUUCUUUUCGGCUUUGUUUUUAGAAUCUCUAUGUAUGUAUAAUAAUACUGCCUUACCCUGGUGCCUGCCUGUUGCAGUUACCAUGGAAACACAACACGGCCCAUAUCCCGCACAGCAGCCUGUCUUUCUUAGAUGUCUUCUUUACUUACUGUAAUGUCAUUUUAAUUGUUUUUGUGUAAAAAUAUUGUUUGAAAUGUUUAAAACUCUGCCCCCUUUUUUUCACUUCUGCCAAAUAAUUAUGUUUUAUAUAUUUCGUUCUGUAUUUUUUCCUAACUUGGUGUUGUAGGUUUUAUUUGUUUAAAAAACAAACAAACAAACAAAAAAGCAUGUUAGCAAAAAAAUAAAUAAAUAAAUAAA
This is a messenger RNA of Polyodon spathula (Mississippi paddlefish), 3374 nucleotides long. Its product is annotated as SAM pointed domain-containing Ets transcription factor-like. Gene Ontology annotation, cellular component: nucleus. Gene Ontology annotation, biological process: regulation of transcription by RNA polymerase II; cell differentiation. Gene Ontology annotation, molecular function: DNA-binding transcription factor activity, RNA polymerase II-specific; sequence-specific DNA binding. Lineage: Eukaryota; Metazoa; Chordata; Actinopteri; Acipenseriformes; Polyodontidae. Bases 481 to 1497 code for a protein of 338 amino acids. The transcript is spliced from 6 exons. The record is from RefSeq and is a predicted model, not a curated record.